Arachis duranensis is the source of this 738-nucleotide messenger RNA. RefSeq names its product VQ motif-containing protein 17. Gene Ontology annotation, cellular component: nucleus. Bases 52 to 426 code for a protein of 124 amino acids. The record is from RefSeq and is a predicted model, not a curated record. The transcript has a single exon. Lineage: Eukaryota; Viridiplantae; Streptophyta; Magnoliopsida; Fabales; Fabaceae.
GUAUAAGAGUAUUCUCUCUCUCUCUCUCUCUCUCUCUCUCAUAUUUCUACGAUGGAAAGCAAGCUUCGAAAGGUUGAUAGUAAUGAGAAUGAGAUAUGCAUAGGUGAUUAUUCUUCUUCCCUAGCUAUGCAUAAGGAUUCCAAAACAAUAUCGAAAACAAGGAACAAGAACCCUAAGAUACGCAUAAUUCACAUGUUUCCUCCGCAGAUAAUCAAGACAGAAGCUCAGAACUUCCGGGAACUGGUGCAGAGGAUAACCGGGAAACCACCAACAACCACUCAUCAAAACUGUUGCAACAUUCAGAAGAAGCCACCAACUAUAUCCUCAUCAGAAGUAGUUUUUUGUGGCGGUGGUUACUUGGGAGGCUUCUCUGAUUUGGAACAAAGCUUUAUUUCUGAGCUUCCAAUGCUUCCCUUUGAUAUAUAGGGUUAAUUAAUUACCUUCAUGCAUCUUCAACUUCUCAUAUGUUUUUCUUUUUCUUUGUUGCAAACAUUUCAGUUAGCAAUGUCGUCAUGUUUAUGUGUGAGAUUGACAAAAUUAUAUCAUGUAAAAAUAGAGAUAUGUAUAAGAUAAGCAAAAUUAUUUGAUGAAUGAUGACCCAAUUCUUAUUGUGGUUUCACUAUUUGUAAACUUGCAUUUGGUUUGUCUAGUUUCUGGCAGACGAACCAAGAACGUGGAUAAAGACCAACAUUAGAUAAAUAAUAUAUGAAUCUCGGAGUCAAUAGAGUAUUUGUACAA